UAAAUGUCGUGAAAAAAUCUUUUAUAUAUUUAAAUUAAUUAAUAUACAAUCGAUCUUAUUUGAUCUUCAACUGUUCUUACGUAAACAUUUAUUUAUAUACAGAUAUUUUAGAAUAAUUUAUGAUUAUUCUUAAUAUGAGUUUAUCAUCGUCGGUGUGAAUAGUACCUUAAGAUGUGCCACCCAGCAACGGGUACAUUAUGCCAGUUUGUUAAAAUCUAUUUAUUCAUUGUUGGUUAAAAAUAUUAUAAAUCAUGGAUCUACAUACGAUGCCAAAUAAAAGUGAAGACGAGAUGACCGCUGCAGAAAAAUGGAGGGUAGAACAUAUAAAGAUGCACAAAGAACAUGAAGGCCAUGAAUCGAUGCAUGUCGAAAUGCUAAUAAUUUUAAUAGUAACAUUAAUAUUAGGACAAAUCUUUUUAAUCGAAUGGAAAAAGAGACAUUUUAAAUCAUAUCAGUUAAUAACAUUGAUAAUUAUGUGGCUAAUUCCAUUUGGUAUGAGUCUAUAUAAUCAAUGGUGGAGAUUUAUUUUUCUAUGGUUAGUUACUUCAUGUAUAACGGGACUUGUAGUAAGAAAAGCUAUUCAGAAACCAAUACAAGGUACAACUCCCAGAUUAGUGUACAAGUGGUUUUACUUUAUUUACAAGCUUAGUUAUGUUUUGGGUAUAAUUGGAUAUAUGAUAAUAUUAGCAACGUUUUUUGGUUUCAAUCUUGUAUUUGAGGUGAAGCCUCAAAUUUGGAUGGAUUAUGGUGUACUUUUUUUAUUUUAUGGCCUCUAUUUUGGAGUUCUUGGAAGGGAUGUUGCUGAAAUAUGUGCUGACAAAAUGGCUUCACACGUAGGAUAUUAUGCUCCAGGCAGUAUGCCAACAAGAACUUUAGAGCCAGGAGUAUGUGCUGUAUGUGGAAACAAGUUGUUAGUCUCAGAACACGAAGAAGGUGUUAUCGAAAAUACAUUUAAACUUAGCUGCGAACAUGUCUUUCAUGAAUUUUGCAUUAGAGGUUGGUGCAUCGUAGGGAAAAAACAGACAUGUCCCUAUUGUAAAGAAAAGGUCGAUCUCAAGAAGAUGUUUCACAAUCCAUGGGAACGGCCACAUGUAUUAUAUGGUCAAUUAUUGGAUUGGAUAAGGUGGUUAGUUGCAUGGCAACCACUAAUUCUGUUCCUAGUGCAAGGUAUCAAUUGGUCUCUGGGCCUUGAGUAAGUAAUGCCAUAAUUGAGUCGAAUUGGUUAUGUUCCAAAGGAGUAGCACUACAAUUGCUGAAUCAUUAUUUGUCGAUUUUGAAUACAAAUGUGCUUGUAUAUUUGUAUAUGCAAUUGUUUAUUAUAUUUGUUACUGGAACACCAACAUUUUGCUAAUGAUAUACGAAUGUUGGCGAUUAUAUUAUUUACUAUACCUAUUCAUAUAUGUAUAUAUAUAUAUACAUCUUCGUAUAUGUAUAUUGUAUAUAUAUCAUUGACUAUGUAUAUAUAUAUAAUAUAUACCUUCGUACUUUGCGUACAGUGGAAACGCCUGUGUUCAGGAAUAGAAAAACUCGAAGGUGCUUUAUUAUGUUAAUUCCUUUUGCACUUGAGAAAAAUUAACAGUAUAAAAAUUUAAAUGCAAAACUUUUUUUUUAUCGUAGGACUUCUUCGGAUACAUUUAGUAGGUAAUAAUAUAUAGUAUUUUGAAUAAAGAUACAAAGUUAAAUAAAUUAUAGUUCUUUCACACUUUUGUAUCUUUCUAGUCAGGAAAUUUCUAAAGUUUUGAAAACGGAGCGUAACGCAAUAUUAAGUCGUAAUAGCUAUAGCUCUUGAUAAUAUUUUUGUAAAAUUUGGCUGUGCACCUGGUACUUCAUCGACUUAUUUAUAUUUUUCAACAGUAUAUUAUUAAUAAUUAAUACACAUUCCUUGAUACAAGUACACGGUGCUCCACAUAUUUUUCAUAUAAAAUAUGUUCCCAUAGUUUUGGGAAUAUUCUAAUAAUAAUAAGAUAGAUGUGUUAAUGCUUUAAAAUUGCUCCUAGGAAAUUAUUUAAGAAUAAUAGUUUUCGGUUAGAUCAUAUAAAUACUUACCGUAUUAAAAGAACAAUCGGUUAAAUAAGAAAACCAUAAAUGUGAAGCUGUCUUAUACGGUAAAUUAAAAGUUAGUAAGAUUUUAUAAUAACGAAUGUGUGUGAUACUUUUCAAAAUAUUAUAUAGAUAUAAAGAUAGUUUAAUUUCUUUUUAAAAGUAAUCGAUAUCGAUCGUUUUGUAAUAACACAAUGCGUGUAAGUAGUACAUCCAAUAACGAUCGUUUUCACAGUUAAUUAAUCUUGCACCAGUAUAUCUGUCACACUUAUUGCACAAGUAAGCAGUUUUUAAUCCUUUCUUUCAUUCCUCCCUCCUUCCUUUCCCUCUCACCCACACGAUCAGUUUUAUGAUUAUACUAUCUAUAUGCAUAUAUACGAUUUGUAGGUUUCAAUCAAAGAUUCGUUUACAUUUUACGUAAACAUCUACGUUAAUUGUAAGAAUCGAUGCAUUGCUUAACGUAUCAGCACAUUUGUUAUUUAUUUUAAGUUUUCUGUUUUCAUCGUCGCAUUUAUCAAUUCUUCUUCUUGGGAAAUGUAGGUAUUAUAAAAGUUAACGAUAAAUUCUAUAUUCUUCUUAACAAAUAAUAUCGCCGGUACGAUACGAUAUAAUCUUACAAAUUGAAAUUGAAUGAAAAUACAAAUUUCAAAUACGAUUAAUUCGAUUUAAGCGCGACAACCAAGUGUCUCUUCCAUCUUCUAUUUCCCAUAAAACAUAACGAUUGUAAAUACGUUGAGAAGAGUAAACAAAAAAAUUGUAAUAAAUGGAAAGACCUGUCCAAAGCAAAUACUUCAUAAUAAAAUAAUGUACAAAAGCAGAA
Molecule: messenger RNA, 2860 nt
Organism: Vespula pensylvanica (western yellowjacket)
Lineage: Eukaryota; Metazoa; Arthropoda; Insecta; Hymenoptera; Vespidae
Product: RING finger protein 121
Exons: 7
Coding region: 252-1196 (314 amino acids)
Cellular component (GO): endoplasmic reticulum membrane; Golgi membrane
Molecular function (GO): metal ion binding; ubiquitin protein ligase activity
Source: RefSeq, a predicted model, not a curated record